Phanerochaete carnosa HHB-10118-sp is the source of this 336-nucleotide messenger RNA. RefSeq lists its product as uncharacterized. NCBI's taxonomy places the organism in Eukaryota, Fungi, Basidiomycota, Agaricomycetes, Polyporales, Phanerochaetaceae. The annotation marks the transcript as partial. The transcript has a single exon. The record is from RefSeq and is a predicted model, not a curated record.
UUCAAAGCCACGCUAGUUCAUGGAGCAUAUUCUCCUGGCUCUUUGAUUUUGAUACGUAAUAAGCAUGAUGAAGGCUCUCUCUCCAAAGAGCAUGAUUGUUAUCUAGGACCAUUUGAGGUCAUAUGUCAAACUCGUAAUGGAGCCUACAUUAUCAAGGAACUGGAUGGCAUAAUUUUCAAGCAGCAUAUUGCAGCCUUCCGCGUUAUCUUCUAUAUUGCACGAUCACCAGAAUAUAUCUCAGAAAUCAUGGAGAAGCUAGCAGAAGAUGAGUUAAGCUCUGGCACAGACUUCUGGAUAUCUGAAAGCUCUGAGGAGUUUUCUGCUUAUAAGUCAGAU